AUGCGUUUGUACCAAAGUAGGAGAAAAUGGUCUCUAAUUCUGAACAUCAUAGAUACAAAGAAGCCUCGACCACACUCAUGCUGUUCGGCUGAAGAAAACACGGUCAUCCCGAAAUUCACGACCUUCUCCUUCAAAGCACCAACUUCCUUGAUAUUAAACUUAUUAAGUAGAGUAAUACUAGAAAUUGUCGACAUAGGAGACACUGCCAAAUCAUCCAUCACCAUAUACGUCACCACACCCUUCACAAACCCGCCUUCCGCACCAGACGACACGCUUUGCACAACUGGUGGGCCCACAUACUGCAACUCUCUCAACGUUUUCCGACCAGCACCUGAGGACGAGUCCUCGAGGGCCAAUAGAGGAACAGCUGAGGAAGCUAUCGAUCAACUUAGCCACCGGCAGAGAGAGAAUGUAGAAGAGGAAAUCCACGCAGUCUUUGUCGGCCUCCGCAAACAGAACCCUUUUGGCUCGGGUGUCUAUCAGCAGCUUCAGGCGUAUUGA
Molecule: messenger RNA, 501 nt
Organism: Striga asiatica
Lineage: Eukaryota; Viridiplantae; Streptophyta; Magnoliopsida; Lamiales; Orobanchaceae
Source: the annotation of a GenBank genome assembly